Molecule: messenger RNA, 1806 nt
Organism: Paramecium sonneborni
Lineage: Eukaryota; Ciliophora; Oligohymenophorea; Peniculida; Parameciidae
Source: the annotation of a GenBank genome assembly
AAAAAAAAUGCUUACCGACCAACAACAACAAUUAUUAAUCAAACAAUUAAAGGAUAUUACAAAGCAACCAGAUUUAUUAAUAGUGUCAGUCUUAAUGUAUUUUUAAUGGGAUUUUGAAAGGUCAAAGGAAUUAAUACAAAAUAGUGGAGAUUUAUUAACUAUAGAUUAAAUUCCAGAAAAUAGAAGAUUAAGCGCAGAAAGAUUGUUGAGAUAAUUUGAAGAAGCCUAAAAUAAUGAAGUAAGAAUAAAAAUAAAAAUAGAGGCCGAUUUAAAAUAUAAAUAAUAAUUCACAGCAAUAAGCUUUAUAAAAUUCUCAUCCGAAUUCUAAUUAAAGAGUCAGUGAUGUAAAUUAAUAAACAAAAAGCCGUAAAUUAGCUAAAAUAAAAGAAAAUUUAUAAAAAUUAGCAAAUUAAGAAUGGGAAACUAAUUAGAUAAUUUAAGAUAAAGAAUUAAUAAUAAAAAAUAAUUAAAAUGAAAGGGAAAAUAAUGAUUUACAAUUAAGAAUGCAUUAAUCAUUUGUGGGAAUAAAGAAAUCUGAAAGGUCUGGUUAUUUUAAUUGUAUUUAUUAAAUGUUAUUCUAAAAUCUUGAAAUUGUGGGAGCAAUUCUAAAUAUGAAUAUUUAAAAUAAAGAGGAUUUAAAUGUGAGUAUUUUUAUAAUAUCUAGAGUAAUUAUUAGAAUGAAUUGCAAUAUUUGUUUGGCUCUUUAAUUCUAUCUAAUGACAGAUUUGUUAGAAAUUCUGAAUUGUAUGUUGCUGCAAGUAGGCUCAAUAAAUCGUAAGUAAUAGGUGGUAAAAUAAAUUUUGCAACAUAAUUUGAAAUUUAGUUGGGCAUUUUAAAAUAAUUUUUUUAAGAUGUCAAUAAGUUAGACUAUGUCUCUAUGAUUUAAAACUAAUUUUAAGUUUUUUAAAAUCAUCUAUUUUUAACAUUAGAAUAAGAGGAUAGAAUGUUAUAAUUAUCUUUGUUAAAAGAAAAGGAUAAUAUAUAAUAAUUUGGAUAAUCAUAAAAUUUUAAAUCAUAUUGGGCUUUUGAAAUAAGUAGAAAACAACUUGAUAAAGAAGAAAACAGUUGUCAGAAUAAUUUAGAUUAUUGGUUUCCUGAAAAAAUUGAUUUAGAAUUUUUAGUUUUGAAAGAUAAAGCAGAAAAAAUCUUAAAAAUUUUGGAGGAGGGGGUAAAUGAAGAAAAAAUUAAAGAAAUUUAAAAAAGUAUUUAUAGCAAUAAAUAUUAGAUUAAUCAAUCUUAAAUAAUAUACAAAUAGUGAAAUCUUUUUUAUGUGAAUAAGAAAUCGUUUAAAAAGAAACAAUUGAUGCAUUGUAAAUGGAAAAGAAAAUGUUAAAGAAAAAAUUAAACAAUUAUAUACCAUUUAAUAUGGAUUUAUUAUAGAAAAAUGCAGAAAAUACAAGAUUUUGUUAUAGCCUUUAGGCCACAGUCAUACAAUUACAGGAAAAUGAUUAAAAUCUUUUUUAUUUAUAUAUUAAAAACUUUGAUGAGAACAAGUGGUAUAGAAUAAAUGAUUGUUAAAUUUAAGCUGUGAGUGAUAAAUUAGUAUUUAAAGACACUCGUAAGUAUGGGUGUUUUUUAAUUUACGUUUAGUAGGAAUAAAUAAAAAAAAUAUUAGAACAUUAAAAAAAACUAUCCGAAAUAGGUAACCUGAUUUUAAAGAAUCAGGAGGAAUUUGUAUUAAAUAAUUAUUCAUUGCUUUAAAAGUUCCAGUAGUCAGAUGCUGGAAAAGUAGAAAAGAUUGUUAAAGCAAAUCAACUAAAUCAAAAUAAACUUAAUGAAGAAUUAAAUAAUGAGUUUAGUUAAUGA